UAGCUCACUUCCUUCCCGCGAAAGAAAGAAAGCGGGUAAAUUUGUCAGUGAUAACUGCAUUGACAUUACAAACUUUGGUUUGUUUCCCCAGUUAGAUUAUCGGUGAUUAUUGAUCUAACCUGCCGUCUGACCCACAAUGAGAACUUUAGAGGAGGUGCAGGCCACUCUCCAUAUCGCCAAGCUGAAAGAAGAGGAUUUACAGAAAACCGUCCACUGUCUGUCCUUUGGGCAAAAUGUUUCAUCUGCAGAUUACUGCCUGAUGGAGCUCGACGACACACUGUGCAAACACAUCGAAGCUGGCCAGAGUCUAGUGAUUCGGGGAGAUAAAGACGAGCACGCAGUGGUUUGUAGUGGUGACAAGACCUACAGUUUAAAAAUAGCUGACACAUCCAACCUACUGCUGUUUGUUCCUGGAUGCAAAACACCGGACCAACUGACCAACAGCGAGGACAGUGCUCAUGUGGUGCAUGCUCAGAUCUGGGGGUUUUCUAACAGCUACUGGGAACUAAGGAAACAGCGACCAAGACUGAAGAAGCUGAAGAGGCUUUUAAUGGAAAAUCCUUAUGAAGGACCUGCAUUAGGAGGGCAACUGGAAAAUACAGAGAACAGGUACACAAUGCAGGAUCUACUAGAGACGAUUCAGGCCAGUGAAGAGGAGAUAAGGACCCACUUAGAGACUAUCCAUGCCUGUCAGAUAGAUGGCUACUGGCGCGUGCUGGACUUUGACUAUGAGAUGAAGCUGCUUGGCCAUGUGGCUCAGCUGGUGGACUCUGAGUCUUGGUCCUUCAACAGGGUUCCUCUUCAAACCAGCCUGGAUGAGCUGGCCCCACUGGAGCCCAGAGAGAUGAUCGAGCACUGUUUGAACUGCUAUGGGAAACGCUAUACUGAGAACGAUGAAGUGUUUUAUGCGCUGAAUGAGGAUAAAGUCUGUCGGGGUAUAGCACUAAUGCUGCUGCACAAUGCUGUCAAGUUCAACCUGAAGGAGUUUCAGGAGGUCUGGCAGCAGAGCGUCCCAGAGGCCAUGAGUACAAGACUGGACCAGCUAAAGGGCAUCGCCCUGUUGGACCGCACCUCCCGCCCCGAGACCAUCUGCCUGCUUCGUGUGGAGGAUCUUCCAGAGGACACGGUGGAGCGCUUCAACCACCUCUUCACACUCCGCGAGAAAUGGACAGAGGAGGACAUCACGCCAUACAUACAAGACCUGUGUGGAGAGAAACAGACCACCGGAGCCCUCCUGACCAAAUAUGCUCGGUCUUCGAUGCAAAAUGGGAUUAAAGUUUUCAACUCCAGAAGGCCCGUGGCUACAUGAGCACGCCUACUGUAAAGUUAAUUGUCAUUUGCAUGUUAAUUGUCAUUCAUUUAUAUGUAUGUUUGUUUCCAAUAUGACUUCUUCAGCGUUCUGUCAAAAUCAGUUUAUUAGAAAUGCCUGUUGGCAAAUCUUGAGCUUAGUUUUUAUUUUAUGCAUAAAAACCAUUGAAUUAAAAC
Messenger RNA from Archocentrus centrarchus (flier cichlid), 1485 nucleotides. RefSeq names its product DNA replication and sister chromatid cohesion 1 (gene dscc1). The coding region runs from base 137 to 1309 and encodes 390 amino acids. Gene Ontology annotation, cellular component: chromosome, centromeric region; chromatin; Ctf18 RFC-like complex. Gene Ontology annotation, biological process: mitotic sister chromatid cohesion; maintenance of mitotic sister chromatid cohesion. The transcript has 9 exons. Lineage: Eukaryota; Metazoa; Chordata; Actinopteri; Cichliformes; Cichlidae. The record is from RefSeq and is a predicted model, not a curated record.